This is a messenger RNA of Odontomachus brunneus, 9514 nucleotides long. Its product is annotated as putative glutamate synthase [NADPH]. Gene Ontology annotation, molecular function: FMN binding; glutamate synthase (NADH) activity; flavin adenine dinucleotide binding. The transcript is spliced from 26 exons. The coding region runs from base 485 to 6721 and encodes 2078 amino acids. The record is from RefSeq and is a predicted model, not a curated record. Lineage: Eukaryota; Metazoa; Arthropoda; Insecta; Hymenoptera; Formicidae.
GAGAGAGAGAGAGAGAGAGGUCGUUAUUCAAGACUCGAAACGCCCUUCUGCUUUCGGACGACUCUGCGUGAGGGUGCUUUUGAAGCAGGAAAAGACGCUUGCCGGUUCCGCUUUCCACGCGAGAUCGAAGAUUCGAAAAGCUCGUGUCGACGUGUGAGUCGGCAAAAAAGAGAAGAGAAACAAAAUUGUGGACGUGUAACGCGCGCGCCAGCAGGUGAACACACUCUGCGGUACCUUGGCACCUUGGAUUCUCGUUUGAGAGUGUUUGAGAAAAGGGUCCACGCAGCGAUACGAUCGAUACAAUUGACAAUAUAAUUUCCGCUGAUCGAUAAUCGCUGGAGAGAGAGAGGGAGCAAGGGAGGAAGCAAACUGGUUCCCCGUUUCUUUUCUUUCUUUGCGGACCUGCCGGCCGGCGAAGAAGGAGAAGCACGCAUUUUCGGAACGACACGCGCUUCGAGGUGCUCCUUAUUACACGAUUACGAUUAUGAAGGAUACCACGACGAGUUACGAUUAUUCCGAGCCGUGGACCUUGCCUCCGAAGCAAGGCCUGUACGAUCCUACUCUCGAGCGGGAGUCAUGCGGCGUCGGCUUUAUCGUUGCCAUUGACGGAAAGAGGUCGCACAAGAUCGUCCGAGAUGCCCAGAUACUGUCGGCGCGAAUGAAUCACAGAGGGGCAUGCGCCUGCGAUAACGAUACCGGCGACGGUGCUGGUGUGCUUUGCGCAAUACCGCACGAUUAUUACGCCGAUGAAAUUCGCGAGCAGCAAGAUGUCGAACUGCCCGAAUUCGGGCGAUAUGCGACCGGUAUCUUGUACCUCGACAAGAAAUCCCACAAAGAAGCGGAAGCCGCGUUCGAGAAGCUAGCUGAAGAGUGCAAUUUGAGCGUGCUUUGUUGGCGCGACGUUCCUACCGAUAAUUCGCAGAUCGGCCAAGUGGCGAAGAAAUGCGAACCCUACAUGCGUCAAGUAUUCGUUACCGGCGAUCAAGACGCGGAAACGCUUAAACGACAGAUAUUCGUGCUGAGGAAGAGAUCGUCGCACUCGAUACCACAACCGGGGUUGCGAUACUAUAUCUGCUCGUUGUCGCUGAAGACAGUAGUCUACAAGGGUCAGUUCACCGCCGAUCAAUUAUGGCAGUAUUUCACGGACUUGAAGUCUCCCAGAUUCGAGACCUAUCUGACGUUGGUGCACACGCGCUUCUCCACCAACACGUUCCCAAGUUGGGAGAGAGCGCAUCCUCUUCGAUUGCUCGCCCAUAACGGCGAAAUUAAUACCCUGCGCGGCAACGUGAACUUCAUGAAGGCGCGGGAGGGUGUGAUGAGCAGCCAGAUAUUCGGCGACCAGCUGAAGCAGCUCUAUCCGGUCGUGGAGCCGAAUCUGUCCGACUCCGGAUCGGCGGACUGUGUGCUCGAGUUCCUGGUGAUGGCGGGACAACGCUCCUUGCCCGAGGCUGUCAUGACGAUGGUGCCGGAGGCUUGGCAGAAUGACUUGACGAUGGUCACCGAGAAGCGCGACUUCUACCACUGGUCAGCGUGCGCCAUGGAACCCUGGGACGGCCCGGCUCUCCUCACCUUCACCGACGGCCGCUACGUCGGCGCUAUCUUGGACAGAAACGGCCUGCGCCCGUCGCGCUUCUACGUCACUAAGGAUAACAUGAUGGUGAUGGCGUCCGAAGUGGGCGUCUAUGAUACUCCGCCCAGCAAUGUAGUCCUGAAGAGUCGCUUGAAGCCCGGCCGAAUGCUUCUCGUUGACACCGAAGAGAAGAGGAUCAUAGAGGAUGUCGAGCUGAAGUUGCAGAUCGCUCGUAGCAGGCCGCACUCCAAGUGGCUCAAGGAACAGAGGAUCACUAUGGAUGAAUUGCGCGCCGCGCACGUUUGCAAUGUCAAUGCAGGGAAUGUGAUCGAGAACAGGCAGUCCGUCGAAAUCGCGAAGAAGAACGCUAUCAACGACAUAAACGGCGAGAUUUCGGCCGUGAAUAAAGUGUGGAGCGGCGACAAACGACUCUCUCUCUACGGCUACACUUUGGAAACCAUCAAUUUGCUACUUUUGCCCAUGGUGCAGACCAAGAAAGAAGCAUUGGGAUCUAUGGGCAACGACGCUCCCUUGGCAUGUUUGUCGGAGUUUCAGCCGUUGUUGUACGACUACUUCAAGCAACUAUUCGCACAGGUGACUAACCCACCGAUCGACCCGUUCCGCGAAAAAAUCGUGAUGUCGAUGCUCUGCCCGAUUGGACCUGAGAGCAAUAUUCUGGAGCCGAAUGAAUUGCAAGUGCAUCGCUUGUUCUUACCACAACCUAUAUUAUCGCUGACCGACUUGGAGGUCAUCAAACAUACGACUCACCGUGGAUGGAGAACGAAAGUGAUCGAUAUCACUUACCCCGUCGAAGAAGGACCUGCCGGAUUCCUGAAAACACUGAACCGUGUGAACGACGAGGCGAAUGCGGCCGCCAGGCAGGGUUAUCAGCUGCUCGUGCUGUCAGAUCGUCAGGGAGGCCCAAUGAGAGUGCCGGUCAGCAGUCUGUUGGCUUUGGGCGGCGUUCAUCACUAUCUAAUCGAGGAGCGACAGCGAAUGAAGGUCGGCCUAGUCCUGGAGACCGCAGAGGCGCGAGAGGUUCACCACAUUUGUGUGCUGCUCGGUUAUGGAGCGGACGCUAUAUGUCCUUACUUGGUAUUCGAGAUGGCGAAGAAUUUGAGGGCGGACAACGUUUUCGACGCGUCCUUCUCUGACAAAAUUAUCUACAAAAAUUACGCGGAAGCCAUGGAACGGGGAAUCGCGAAAGUGAUGGCGAAAAUGGGAAUCUCAACUCUGCAAUCUUACAAGGGAGCGCAGAUAUUCGAGGCAGUUGGACUGGCCGACGAGGUCAUCGACAAAUGCUUCAAGGGCACUCACUCUCGCAUCGGCGGCGUGACGUUCGAUAUUCUGGGCAAGGAAGCUUUCGAGAGACACCAGAUCACGUAUUGGGAGAAGCCCAUGGACCUGUUAGUGAUCCGCAAUCCGGGAGUUUAUCAUUGGCGAUCCGGCGGCGAGAAGCAUAUCAACGAUCCCAACAGUAUGGCCAAUUUGCAGGACUACGUCGUCUCCAAGAACCACUCGGCUUACGAAAAUUACCGCAGAGCCACGAUGGAAGUGGUGAAAGCCUGCACCCUGCGCGGCCAGCUUGAGCUGAAUAAAUCGCGCGAUCCGAUUCCUAUUACGGAGGUGGAAGCCGCGUCCGAAAUCGUGAAACGCUUCGCGACCGGCGCGAUGAGCUUCGGCAGCAUCUCCUUGGAGGCUCACUCUACACUGGCGAUCGCCAUGAACCGCAUCGGCGGCAAAUCAAACACCGGCGAAGGCGGUGAAAAUGCGGACAGAUAUCUGAACCAGGAUCCAGAGUUCAGCAAACGCUCUUCUAUCAAGCAAGUGGCGAGCGGUCGCUUUGGCGUGACGGCCAGCUACCUGGCGAACGCAGACGACCUGCAGAUCAAGAUGGCACAAGGCGCAAAGCCGGGCGAGGGCGGCGAACUACCCGGCUAUAAGGUUACAGCGGAGAUCGCCGCGACCAGACACUCCGUAGCAGGAGUCGGCCUGAUCUCGCCACCACCGCACCACGACAUCUACUCCAUCGAGGAUCUGGCCGAGCUAAUCUACGAUCUGAAGUGCGCCAAUCCGAAUGCCCGCAUCUCCGUCAAGCUAGUGUCCGAGGUAGGAGUGGGCGUAGUAGCCGCUGGCGUCGCCAAAGGCAAGGCCGAGCACGUGGUGAUAUCCGGCCACGACGGCGGCACCGGCGCCAGCAGCUGGACCGGCAUCAAGUCCGCCGGGCUGCCGUGGGAGCUGGGCGUCGCCGAAACGCACCAGGUACUGACUCUGAACAACCUGAGGUCACGCAUGAUCGUCCAAGCAGACGGCCAGAUGCGCACGGGCUUCGACAUCGUGGUGGCGGCUUUGCUCGGUGCGGACGAGUUCGGUUUCAGCACCGCGCCGUUGAUCGCCAUGGGCUGCACGAUGAUGAGAAAAUGUCAUCUGAACACUUGCCCGGUGGGCAUCGCCACGCAGGAUCCGAUACUGAGGAAGAAAUUUGAGGGAAAACCGGAGCACGUGGUGAACUUCUUCUUUGCGCUGGCUGAAGAGGUACGUUCGCACAUGGCUAGCCUGGGGAUUCGGAAAUUCCAGGACCUGAUCGGACGCACCGAUCUCCUCAAGGUGCGCGACGACAUCAGCAUCGAGAAAGCCAGGACUCUAAACCUCAGCAAUAUCCUGCGAUGCGCGCUAGACUUGAGACCCGGCGUGAAUAUCAAGGGUGGCACCAUGAAGCAAGACUUCCAGCUGGAGAACAGGCUCGAUAAUAAGCUGAUUCUACUGGCCGAUCCUGUUUUGAGGGGAGAUCACUCGACAUCGUGUCGACAUCGUGUCGACAUCGCAAUGAACAUCAACAACGAAUGCAGAGCGUUUGGAACAACUCUGAGUUACCAUGUAGCCAAGCGAUUUGGGGAGGAUGGAUUACCCGAGCAUAGUAUCAAUAUCAAAAUAAAAGGCUCAGCGGGUCAGAGUUUUUGCGCUUUCUUGACGAAAGGUAUCCACGUCACCCUCGAAGGCGAUGCCAAUGAUUACGUCGGCAAGGGACUCUGCGGAGGUGAAAUCGUCAUAUAUCCUCCGAAGGACUCCGACUUUAACUCAGACCUGAACGUGAUCGUCGGAAACGUCUGCCUCUACGGUGCGACCUCCGGCAAAGCUUAUUUCCGUGGUAUCGCUGCCGAGAGGUUCAGCGUGCGCAACAGUGGCGCAGUGGUCGUGGUCGAAGGCGUAGGUGACCACGGCUGCGAGUACAUGACCGGGGGUUGCGCCUUGAUUUUGGGUUUGACUGGCAGGAACUUCGCGGCCGGCAUGUCCGGCGGAAUCGCGUAUGUUUUGGAUGUGGACGGUUCUUUCAAGAGCAAGUGCAACCCCGAGAUGGUGGAGCUACUGCCACUGAACAAACCCGAAGACAUCGCCUACGUGAAACAGCUGCUGGAGGAGUUCAUCGAAAAGACCGGCUCCUUGAUCGCGCAAAGCUUGCACGCCAUGUGGCCGGAACCGACCACGAGAUUCGUCAAAGUGUUCCCCUACGAAUAUCAGCGUGCCUUGAAACAGCUGGAAGAGGCGAAGACGGUCACCACCACCGUGGUCAACGGCGACUCGAAAGUGGCGGAUGAGAAAACGAAAGAUAUAGAGGACACGAUCGAGGACUCGGAAAUGGCGCAGCGCAAGUUAGACAAGAUUAGAGGCUUCAUGAAGUACUCGCGCCAGAAAGGCAUGUACAGAUCGAUUGAAAAACGUAUGGAAGAUUGGGACGAGAUAUAUAAUUUCCAGGGUGUCAGAAAGACCCUGAAAGUGCAAGCAGCGAGGUGCAUGGAGUGUGGUGUUCCUUUCUGUCAGAGUAGCCACGGCUGUCCGUUGGGCAACAUCAUCCCGAAAUGGAACGACCUCGUGUUUCACUCAAACUGGAAGGAGGCUCUGAAUCAAUUGUUGCAAACUAAUAAUUUCCCCGAGUUCACCGGAAGAGUCUGCCCCGCACCUUGCGAGGGUGCGUGCGUAUUGGGAAUCUCAGAGCCGCCGGUGACGAUCAAGAACAUCGAAUGCGCGAUAAUCGAUCAUGCGUUCGAGCAAGGCUGGAUCGUCGCUCAUCCGCCGACCAGAAGGACCGGUAAGAAGGUCGCUGUGGUGGGAUCUGGCCCGGCUGGAUUAGCUGCUGCUCAUCAGCUGAACAAAGCAGGCCACAUGGUGACCGUGUACGAGAGAAACGACAGGGUCGGUGGGUUGCUACAAUACGGAAUACCGACCAUGAAGUUGUCGAAACAAGUCGUACAGAGACGGGUUUCCCUGCUCGCUGCGGAGGGAAUUAUCUUCAGGACAGGCGUCGACGUCGGCAAGGACAUUACGACGCAGGAACUUCGGGAACAAUACGACGCGGUAUUGUUAACUACCGGCGCGACAUGGCCGCGAGAUCUGCCUAUUCCCGGCCGGAGCCUGGAAGGCAUCCACUUUGCCGUCAGCUUUUUGGAGCACUGGCAGAAGAAACAAAUGGGAAACGCCGCGCCCCUCGACAUGCGACUGCUGGCCAAGGACAAGGACGUGAUCAUCAUAGGAGGCGGCGAUACCGGAUGCGACUGCAUCGCUACCUCGUUGCGCCAAGGCGCGAAGACGAUCACGAGCUUUGAGAUCCUGCCUACACCGCCGGAGCAACGUGGAAAGGACAAUCCAUGGCCUCAAUUCCCGCGGGUGUUCAAAGUGGACUACGGCCAUGAGGAAGUGUCCCUGAAAUGGGGCCGAGACCCGCGUAGGUACAGCACGCUGAGCAAGGAAUUCUUGGACGACGGACAGGGCCACGUGAGCGGCAUCAGAACAGUGUCCGUGGAAUGGACGAAGGACGAGAACGGCCGAUGGAAGAUGAACGAGGUGCCGAACUCGGAGAAGAUAUACAAAUGCAACCUGGUACUACUCGCCAUGGGUUUCCUCGGACCCGAAAAGUACAUUGCCACGGAACUGAACACUGAGCUCGACGAGAGAGGGAACUACAAAACUCCAGCUGGGAAAUAUCACACCAGCUUACCCGACGUAUACGCGGCAGGCGAUUGCAGACGUGGACAGUCUCUCGUAGUGUGGGCGAUCUCGGAGGGUCGAUUGGCUGCGAAGGAGAUCGACCUGGCCUUGAUGGGGGAAACCGGCCUUCCCGGAAGCGGUGGUAUCAUUACCGGCGUUACCGCUUAAGGAUCUUCGCGAUGGAUGUUGGUCUUCCAGUUAGAAUACGAAAAGACCUACCGCGUACGCGUUCCGCCAGGAACGAGUCAUAUCGACUGUUAGGAGGUGAGAAGAGAGUCCUCGAAGAUUCAAAGAUGCAGAAUGCGGGAUCUGAGGAUUCAACAAUUCCGAAAAUCCCGGAAGGAACGAGCCUAGAAUUGUAGAGUGUCUAUGACUCAGGAAUCUUCGAAGAAUGUAAACAUUCGGGAAUCCGAGGAUUUGAGCUAUCGACAGUUCGAGGAAUUGAAUUUUGGCAAUUCGAGGAUCUGUAGUUCCUCGGAUAUGGUGAUGCAAAGAGAAAUAGUAGACGGGAUAAUUAAAAAAAAAUUUUUUGAAGAUUUUGAUGGUACAAUAAUCUUAAAUCUGAUGACGAGGAAACUCGAUUGCAACUUCUAGGAAUCCGAGGAACUAUACAUCUUGGGGUUGAAGGAUUCAAACAUUUAAGAAUCUAAUGACGAGAAAAUUAAGAACGUAUGUAUGUUACUGAUUCCUAAAGGAAAUAAUUUAAAAAUUCAAGGAUCCAAAAGUUGAAAAUCUUAAGAGUAAAAUAAUCUAAAAGUCUUAGCAUUUAAAAAUUCGAAAACCAGAAAUCUGAGUAUUUGAAGAUCUCGGUCUCGGUCCAAAAAAAAGAUUUAAUAUUGAACAUGCGAAAAAUAAAAAAAAAUUAUAUGAUAUAAGGAAAAGGAUCCAUGAUAUUUGAUGACGACAAACUGCAAAUCCAUGGAGCUAAUGGAUUUGAAAUGAGGAGAUUCUCAGAUCACGAGCUGAGAAUGUGAUAAUCAAGUGAGAAACGAGAAACGAAGUAAGAUAAUUUCGUUGCGCGAAUCUCUCCGUGUCAAUAACGGAAAUAUUAAGUAAACGUAAUUCCGUAACGUAACGUAGUAAAGUCGUCUAACACAAGCGUUUUGUUCGUCCAAAUAGAAUUAAUUACGCGCGUGAAUUAGAGCUUCGGGUAUGAGGAGAGACCGAGGCGAACUGUAGCAGGACAUUACGUUGUACAUUAUACGCGGCUCACUCCGCUAAGCGAACCAUUUUAACAUACAACCGCGAAUUUGUUCAUUUGAAAUACAAAAUUCGGAUGUUCCACUGAAGCGCUAUUUAUCGAGUACAUCUGUAUACGAGAUUGUUUCGCGUUUCCAAUUACACGCAGCGAAUAUCAAGAGGUUGAUAAUAUUCUCAGUCAGUCUCUUAUGCGUAUAUUUUAGAUUUUUUAAACACAAUUAUAGAACUAUUCCUUAUAGAAUCGUAAUCAUUAAGGAAAUAUAUUAUACACAAGUACAAGAAGAGUAUUCGUGCAUCUAAAAAAAACAAUGCAACACGCAUCUGUGACGUUUAUUAUGUUGCAACGUGGAGCAAAUAUUGUCGCUUUUAAAACAAUGUAUCUUAGAUUAUUGUAUAUUUUAUCAUAUCAUUUUAUUAUACUAUCAGAUAUCAGUGAUUUUUCUUCACAAAAUUCCCAAUAUCGAAUUGUUUGUUUUAACAUGUAGUCUCAUUCUAGAAAAUUGCAAGUUACUAUUUAAAAAUUGAAGACACAAACAUAGAGAGAGAGAGAGAGAGAGAGAGGGGAAGGAGAGAAAGGGAUCAACGAAAAUACGAAGAUAUACGAAUACUUUUGUUGUACGACAUUUAUUUUUUGUUCAUCAUCAAUAUAUGAUGUGUAUUAGCAUUUUUGACGUUCGACUUCGAUUCUAGGCGAUCGCCUAGAUUGCCUAUCAUAUCAUUACGAAUCUGCUUGUAUUAUCGGCAAGAUGAAUUACACAAGUUACCGAAAGAUCAUAGAAUAGCAUAAACAAUAAGAGGACAAUGUAGCACUUGUACUAUAUAAUAUCGUCCGCUGUAAUUCCAUUGAUAAUUCCGUCAGUUAAUUCAACGUCGUGUUUCUUCAAGCCGAUUAGGAGCGAUUUGUCGACCUUUUAACCGCGAUUUUAAUCGUCAAUUAAGCACGAUGAUUGUAUUGUCUCCUGACUCUUUCAAGAAAAGGAGCAACAUUAUUCAAGGAUGUCAGUGAUCGUAAAUGCUGGAUAAAAAAAGACAAGGGCGGUGAAUGCAAAGGAAAAAGAUAACGUAAAGGUAAAGGCCUUGGUCCAGAUGCUUUGUGUAACGAAAUUGUAAGAAUUGGAUACGAUUGAAACGGAACAUUAACAAAGAUUGUGCGUGAAUGCGACAUGCAGCUAUGUAACAAAAGAUCGAAACUCCCCCUCAAUUGAAUAUUGCAUCGGGUGUAGUUAACCGAAGUACCUAUCUUCCCAAUCUUACGAUUAUACACGAUAGGAAAAGCGGAGAAACCUCAACUUUGAAAUUCGAUCGUAGAUUAAGAAUAAUAAAACGACGAUGACUUGCGUUUAAAACUGAAAGCAGUGCGAGAUAAAUCGGCAGUAUCGGUUAAGGGAUUAAUGUAUACAUAUAUUUACUGAAGGUAUAACGCGCAAUGAAACUUUCGCGAGCUGAAGAUAAUGCCGUUGAAAAUUGCGUUCACAUAAACUACAGUUGCACUCUUAGGCGCAUUAGGGAGAAGGAAAUUAGCGUUUUUGAUCGCGUCACUUUUCGCAAGGUCCAUUACGGAGAAGAAAAACCAGUUCCAGGCCCUAAGUUGAAAAAUUUUCCACCGGGAGCUGAUCUAUUAUCAACGACAGAGAAGGAGUGAACGUCUCGUAUUUGGACGCGGUUUCUUUGUAACGCGAUUUGCCUUUUAUUUAUACCAUUGUAAAUUUCAAUACACACAAUAUCUUGAGACAAUAAAUAUAUAUUGAAUGUUACGAGCAA